Messenger RNA from Anopheles maculipalpis, 631 nucleotides. RefSeq names its product UPF0598 protein CG30010. The transcript has 4 exons. NCBI's taxonomy places the organism in Eukaryota, Metazoa, Arthropoda, Insecta, Diptera, Culicidae. The record is from RefSeq and is a predicted model, not a curated record. The coding region runs from base 11 to 631 and encodes 206 amino acids.
GCGAAUUAUCAUGUUGCUAAGGAGAUUUAUAUCAGCUUCGAUUCAAAACUAUCGCCAUAUUGCGUACGUACAGGGACAAUCACCGGCACCAAAGAUACGUGAAUAUUUCUACUAUAUCGAUCACGAAGGAAUGCUCUUUCUAGAUGAUGCAAGGAUAAAAAAUUUCACCUCUUGCUUCAAGGAGAAGCAAUUUCUGGAAUUUUUCUUUAAACGCUUGAAGCUAAACGAUACGGACCGUUAUCAGGACGAGUUUCCGUUUCUGUCCGUUUGCGGUCGUGAGAGAAAUUUCAUCCGCUGUGACGAUCUACCGAUCGUUUAUACACAUAUUAUUCAAAAUGAUAACGAGGAUCGAUUAGCUUACGCACAUGCCAGCGAUAAAAUGAGUGUACCAUGGCAACCAGAUCGCAUCUGCAUGUUUCCGGACACUGGACGGGUGUAUCAUCCGGCACCGGAGCGGUACGGUGCGAUAGGAUUGAUCCGUUCCAAGCUUGCCAUCGAACUGAGCUCUUCGUUUACAUUCCAAAAUGGGGAAGAUCGUCCACCGACACACUUCCGGUGGAAGGAGAAAGAUUACGAGCUCGAUCAGGACUGGUGGAAGCAGACGUACAUAAGCCAGCGAUCCGCUUGUUAA